CAGUUUAGUUGGCGAACCGUUGUUCGAAGCUCUUCAGUACCGACCGAGGCUUCUCCUUCUUAAUCGGUUUUCUUCUUCUAACUUUCGCCGGCCAUUCGGACGGAUUCCAUAUGUCAAUCUCUUCCUCUCUUCGACUUCCAUUUCCUGUAAUUCAAUGGAAAAGAAGAAGCAUCAAUUUGCCUCAUCACAAUCGAACUUGCCUGUGGUCGACUAACAACUCAUUUCAGCAGCCUCCUCCGAGGUUGAAAGAAGUUUCUACCUGCUUCUCGCGGAGGCCGGUGGAGUCUUCUGUGUCUGGACAAGAGAAGAAAAUCGAUAAGGAAGUGGAAUCGGAAGAGUACGUGUUGGAGCGGCUGUUCUCCAACCUUAAUCAAGUUACGUUCAAGCGAGAACCAGGAAGUUUAUCAAGCGCUAUUUUCCUGGUGGCUGGGACUACUAUUGGUGCUGGGAUCCUCGCCAUUCCUGCCGUAACUCAAGAAUCCGGAUUUCUAGCCUCAGCUAUUACGUGCACAUGUUGUUGGGUGUACAUGGUUGUAACAGGACUGCUAAUUGCUGAAGUUAACGUGAAUACCAUGUGCGAACUGGGUUCGGGUGGCGUGUCUCUGGUAUCGAUGGCCAUGAGAACACUUGGGACAGUUGGAGUUCAAGUUUCUUGUUGGUCAUACAUCCUUAUUCACUAUGCACUUCUGGUUGCUUAUGUGGCUCGUUCUUCAGACAUCUUGACCAAUUUUCUCGGCAUUCCCUUAUGGGAGAGUGCAACCUUGUUCUCUUUGAUAUUUGGAGGUGUAUGCUACUUCGGAAGCCAACGCUUUAUCGGUGCUAUCAACGGAGCCCUAGUACUUGGUAUCAUCGUUUCCUUUGCAGGUCUUGUGGCCGUCGCUAGUGGAGGUCUGCACUGGGAUGCUCUUCUUAGAGCUAAUUUCGAAGCUGUGCCUAUGAGUAUACCUAUAAUUGCCCUUUCAUUUGUUUACCAGAAUGUGGUGCCUGUACUAUGUACGAAUUUGGAAGGAAACCUGACAAAAGUAAGGACUUCCAUUGUUCUUGGGACUGCGAUACCAUUGGUUCUAUUUCUUGUCUGGAAUGGUGUCAUUCUAGGGACUAUUUCAAAUCCUGAAAUGGGAUCAGAUAAUAUAUUAGACCCAUUACAGCAAUUGAGAUCAUCGAAUGGAGCUGUAGGACCUAUUGUAGAGGUCUUCUCUCUUUUGGCGAUUGCAACUUCAUACAUUGGAUUUGUUUUAGGCUUGUCCGAUUUUCUUGCCGACUUGCUAAAACUACCAAGUGGAGAGAGCAAACCUUUGCCAUUACUAUUGACAUUAGUACCACCACUUAUCCUAUCAUUACUUGACCCAGAAAUAUUUUUCAAAUCAUUGGACUUGGCUGGCACAUAUGGAGUUUUGCUGCUGUUUGGAAUUAUUCCAGCUGCAAUGUCGUGGUCAGACCGGUAUUCGAAACCACCCCCAUCAGUGAAACUACCAGAGGUGGUUCCCGGAGGAAGGUUCACUCUUGCGCUCGUGAUCGGAGGUGCUGGAUGGGUAAUUUUCUCAGAACUGUUGGAGAACUUAGGGCAUCUAUGAACUUGGAGGAGUAUUUAUUCAUCUCCUUACAAACCUAACUUCAACUUCACAAUUCAUAGGUCUUCACAACAUUGAAAAUUUUUACCCAAUAUAAAUGCUUAUGUGCGGGUGAAAGGAGGUAAAUAUAAUUGUUUAUCAAAACAUCUUCCUCAUAUUUCAUGAAUAUAUUUGUAAUUAAAAACUUGUUACGGUUGCAAAUAUAGAAAUUAGAUUCAAAGUA
Messenger RNA from Cucumis sativus (cucumber), 1794 nucleotides. RefSeq names its product tyrosine-specific transport protein. Gene Ontology annotation, biological process: amino acid transmembrane transport. The record is from RefSeq and is a predicted model, not a curated record. The transcript is spliced from 14 exons. Lineage: Eukaryota; Viridiplantae; Streptophyta; Magnoliopsida; Cucurbitales; Cucurbitaceae. The coding region runs from base 111 to 1574 and encodes 487 amino acids.